Molecule: messenger RNA, 501 nt
Organism: Cololabis saira (Pacific saury)
Lineage: Eukaryota; Metazoa; Chordata; Actinopteri; Beloniformes; Belonidae
Gene: ndufa1
Product: NADH:ubiquinone oxidoreductase subunit A1
Exons: 3
Coding region: 146-358 (70 amino acids)
Source: RefSeq, a predicted model, not a curated record
CUUCUUCUGCGGGUGGAACAUAGGUCACCGAGAGGGGAGACAUUUUUGUUAGCCUCUCAGGGAAAUAAACUCCUACCGUCAAUUUGGGACAAUUCCUUUGUCUUCCCAGUUGUAAUUUGACGCAUGGUAGUUAAGAUCCAGAGACAUGUGGUAUGAGAUCCUGCCCGGCCUGGGCGUCAUGGCCGUGUGUCUCAUGAUGCCCGGCAUCGCCACCGCGCAGAUCCAGAAGUUCACCAACGGGGGGAAGGAGAAGAGGACUGCUCGUGUUCCGUGGCAGUGGUAUCUGAUGGAGAGAGACAGGCGAGUGGCAGGAACAGGACGCUACUUCGACUCCAAGGGACUCGAGAACAUCAAGUGAUGAUAAGGAUCAUGGAGACCCCGAUGAGAAGAAAGUUAAUUGUACAUUAAAAUGAUAUUUAACAGUAAUUUGUUUUUGGAGUCUGUUUAAAGCAGUUGUCCCUACAACCAAUUAAACUUUUCCACACUGGAAACCUUUUAAAA